CGCACCGGUAAGUACGGACACGUGGUCGGCGCGGCUUCCCGGUAUGGGAGCGCGCGCGUAAAAGCGGGCGGGGACGGAGGGGAUCGCGCGGAGGCUCGACCAGUCGGCCGUGGGACGCCGAGCGCAUUCGAUGAUCCCGCAACCGCGUCGACGUUCGCACGUAUUAAAGCACGCGCUUACGGUGCCGGCGCUUCAUCCUCCGGGGCGAUCCACCCGGUGCCGCAUCCCUCGACUGGCGACCACCGAUUCAUUCGGAGAACCAAGGUCCAGGCAUUUUACGAACUUCGGAUUCCAGGGCCCUAGAACCCACGAGUUCAUCCAACGAUUCCAAAAUGGUGGCUCCCGAUGAUCGAGCUCUCCACGAGGCCAUCCAGGUUGCGCCCCUUGUACUCGCAGAUGACGUCAGGAGGGAAAAAGUGGAGAACCUGCUGGCGCAGAUGAGAUUGUCAGCGGCGACUGCUAGGAGGAUCCAGAAUAUUUUCGCCUCGGAGAUGAACAAGGGAAUCCAUGAACAAGUUUCUUCCCUGCCCAUGGAAAAUACAUAUAUUCCGGAGCUCCCUGAUGGAACAGAGGAAGGCCUGUUCCUGUCGUUGGAUCUCGGUGGCACCAAUUUCCGGGUGUUACUGUUGGAGCUGAAGAACGGCGAAGUGAUUCGCCAGGACGUGAAGAAGUACCACAUCAAUCAUGAACUUCGACUUGGCUCUGGAUUCGUUCUUUUCGACUACCUCGCCGAGUGCGUCAGCGAUUUUGUCAUCAGCGAGGGUCUUCAAGAUGUGGAGCUUCCUCUGGGAUUUACGUUCUCGUUCCCGGUAAAACAACACUCGUUGGACACUGGCGUCUUGUCAACCUGGACGAAAAGUUUCAACUGUUCUGACGUAGUCAACAAGGAUGUUGUAAAGCUUUUGAGAGAUGCUCUGUCUAAGCGAGGCGACACCAAAGUGAAGGUGGUUGCCAUUUUAAAUGACACAACUGGUACUCUGAUCCAAGGAGCAUGUCUAGACCGAAAUACGAGUAUUGGUCUCAUUUUGGGCACCGGAAGUAAUGCCUGCUACCUUGAAAGAGCCGAUCGGGUGGACCACUGGGAAACUGAGAGACAUGGAGAAAAAGAGGUUAUCAUCGAUAUCGAGUGGGGAGCUUUUGGAGACAAUGGUGUUCUUGAUUUCAUCAAGACGGACUUCGACCGCGAGAAUGAUGCGAAUUCGCUGCUCGUCAGCUCCUACACGUUUGAGAAGUACAUCAGUGGGAAGUACCUUGGUGAGGUAGUCCGCGUCAUCCUGGCGAGGCUGACCAAGGAAAAGCUCUUGUUUGAAGGAAACGCGUCAGGAUCUCUUCUAACACCAGGCAACCUCACGACUGACCUCGUCUCCCACAUUGAAUUAGAUUCAGUUCACGGAGGCAGGAGUAACACGCGGAAGGUACUCACUAAUUUUGGCAUUGCCGCUGACGAAGAUGACUUGAACAUCGUGCAGUACGUCUGCGAGGUUGCUUCCAACAGAGCCGCUCUUCUAGUUUCGAUAUGUAUAGCGACUUUGCUGGAGAGGUUAAAUAAGGAAGAGGUGGCGAUAGCCGUCGAUGGAUCUCUCUACAAGCAUCAUCCUCGAUUACACGGGUGGAUGAACCAGUAUAUAUCUUUGCUGGCCCCAGGAUAUAAGUUUAAGUUUAUACAUGCAGAAGAUGGGAGCGGAAAGGGAGCAGCGAUUACUGCUGCAAUUGCCCAACGACUCAAAAGAAGAUUAGAAUGAAAUUGAAUUUGUAAGAUGGGGCAGGGGAUGAGUCCAACGUUUUCCUGCUCCUAGAGCUGAUUCGUUAACUCGUUGUUGAACUCCGAUUUCAGAUCAGAGUUUUGUAUGAAAGGCGGCUUCAUAAAUUGCUGUUGGAAAUGGCAAUCUCGUUAGCAAGUGGUGAAGUCACUCGGAAGCUCGUACAAAUUUAUACGUAAUUAUCUCCAUUAUGUUUCAAGGGUGAACUAUGUAUGUCAAUUGUACCUAUAUGUAGAUUCCGGGAUAUUUUUUACUCCGUGCACAAAAACAUCCGCCGGUAUCUUUAGCAUUGAAAUUAUUUUGCCAUACGAAACAUUCCUUGGGAUACGAUUGACGGGCAUUUUUGCCGAAAAUCGAUAUUCCCUCGAGAGUUAGUACUGUAGUCGGUUCACCUCCUCUUGUACAUAAGCGACUAAUAAGUUUAUAAAUACAUCUUUCUCCAUUGAAUCCUUCCUGGGCUUUGUGUUACACAGAAUGCAAGCGAUUUUACGAGCAUACCCUAAAGCAAGUUAUCUAUAGAAUCGUUGAUCAAUCGUUAAUAGACGUUCGUUACGAUCAGUUGGUCUAGGAGAUAGAAGGCGUUAAUUGUGAUAAACAGUCCGUGCAAUACGAAAUAAUAAACGGUGAACCAUGAGUCACGUCGUUGUAAGGAAGUUCUUGGAGGCAUUGAGUUCCUGGCUGUGGAUAGGAAACUCAUAUUAUUUGCUUAAUAAAAAAACGGUUAUAAAGGACAGAUUGUUUCGCCGCACCGCAUAUAACGCUGCAUUGAAUGGACAGGGGUGGCAUUGUUAAUAAAAUCCGGAAAGAAAGUGACAA
Orussus abietinus is the source of this 2576-nucleotide messenger RNA. RefSeq names its product hexokinase-1. The coding region runs from base 333 to 1742 and encodes 469 amino acids. Gene Ontology annotation, molecular function: ATP binding; D-glucose binding; fructokinase activity. The transcript has 10 exons. Lineage: Eukaryota; Metazoa; Arthropoda; Insecta; Hymenoptera; Orussidae. The record is from RefSeq and is a predicted model, not a curated record. Gene Ontology annotation, cellular component: cytosol; mitochondrion. Gene Ontology annotation, biological process: glycolytic process; glucose 6-phosphate metabolic process; intracellular glucose homeostasis.